GACGAAUAUAGACGUAAUGCUUGCAACAGUAUGAAGUAUAUAACGACCUGUGACACAUACAUUAAUAUACUUCUACAUAUCCCUUCGACUAAUCAAGUCGUCACGCAUCCAAAAAUAUGUCUUUCCUCAGAUUAGUCAUUUCCGCUAUUGCAAUUAUAGCAAGCUGUGAAGCUAGCGGGCUUGGACACUUCAUACCGGCAAUAAAAUCGAUACCAGUAGUGCGUUAUGCUCCAUUUUAUAGUUUUCCACAUGGAGUUCGCUCAAUACACGCAGUUGCUCCAGUAGUACGAGCCUUUGCUCCAGCAGUUCCCGUAGCACCAGCACCAGUUUUACCAGCUCCUGCGCCUAUACUUCCAGCUCCAGCACCAAUAUUUCCAGCAGCGGCUUAUGCUUUCCCGGCACCAACUCCUGUAUUCCGAGCUCCAGCUCCUGUAUUCCCGGCUCCUACGCCGAUUUUUAGAGCGCCAUUAUAUCCUGCUCCUUUACCGGCACCGGUAUUAGCACCUGCGCCAGCUAUUGCCCCCGCCCCUGUUUAUCCAGCAUACCCUAGAUUUGCUCCUAUUCCCGCUUUACCCGCAGCUCCUGUAUUUCCCAGAGUCUUACCUGCGCUACCAUCAGUACCUUUCUCACCUAUUGUUAGGCCUGUAGCUCCAACAGUAUUGCAAGCACCAGCUCCAAUUUUCUCACAACCACAUUUUGCUUUUACAAAAGCUCAUCCACUUCCGGUUCAUUUACACCCAGCUCCAUUAGAAAAACAUCUUGCAUGGAAAUGAUUCUAGUCUGAUAUUUAGUGGUAAGAUAUUGUUAUCGCUUUAAUUGUAGUAGUAUGUUGUUAUUGUUUUAGUAUUCUAAGUCAUUUUGUACUUGUCAAAAUAAAAUAUGUGAAACUAAA
Molecule: messenger RNA, 892 nt
Organism: Vanessa tameamea
Lineage: Eukaryota; Metazoa; Arthropoda; Insecta; Lepidoptera; Nymphalidae
Gene: CPH20
Exons: 2
Coding region: 117-773 (218 amino acids)
Source: RefSeq, a predicted model, not a curated record